This is a messenger RNA of Pelmatolapia mariae (spotted tilapia), 1958 nucleotides long. RefSeq names its product solute carrier family 38 member 11 (gene slc38a11). The coding region runs from base 111 to 1424 and encodes 437 amino acids. Lineage: Eukaryota; Metazoa; Chordata; Actinopteri; Cichliformes; Cichlidae. The record is from RefSeq and is a predicted model, not a curated record. Gene Ontology annotation, molecular function: L-amino acid transmembrane transporter activity. Gene Ontology annotation, biological process: amino acid transmembrane transport. The transcript is spliced from 12 exons.
UACUGAAACAGAGAGGCGUUUUUACAAACUUCACCCACAAAUAUGUGAGAGUUAACCGCUAAACAGACAGAAGCGAGAAUGAGACGACUGAGAACAACAGGUGUUCAAAAAUGGCUCAGCAGUUAAACUCUGAAGAAGGGACCACAUUAAUUCCUCUACAAAAAGAUGCCAGAAAGUCGAGAAGUUCAAUGAUAUCUGCAUCUUUUAAUUUUAUCAAUUCUAUUAUAGGAUCUGGAAUAAUAGGUUUACCAUACGCAUUGAACCAGGCAGGGCUUCCCUUUGGCCUUCUUCUUUUGAUAGUUGUUGGAUUCAUCACAGAUUACUCAAUCAUUCUACUUAUAAAAGGAGGAAACCUGUCAGGGACAAACAGUUAUCAGUCACUUGUACACAGCACAUUUGGUUUCCCUGGAUUUGUAAUUUUAUCUGGACUGCAGUUUCUUUAUCCUUUCAUUGCGAUGAUCAGCUACAACAUCACAAUCGGUGACACACUGACCAAAGUCUUUCAAAGAAUUCCUGGAGUUGGCCCAGAUCACAUACUCGCGGAGCGUCACUUUGUGAUCAUAUUAUCAACUGUUGUUUUCACGCUCCCCCUCUCGCUUUAUCGAAACAUAGAGCGACUUGGGAAGGUGUCCUUCCUGUCAAUGGUGCUGACAGUUAUCAUCCUCAUCAUUGUAAUCAUCAGAGCAGCUACCUUUGGACCCCAAAUCCUCCCCACAGAUGAUGCAUGGGCAUUUGCAAAGUGGAAUGCGAUUCAGGCAGUAGGUGUAAUGUCUUUUGCCUUUAUUUGCCACCACAACAGUUUUCUUAUCUAUGGCUCACUGGAGCAGCCCACUCUUGCUAACUGGUCUCAAGUCACUCACAUCUCCGUAGGCUCAGCACUAAUAAUCAGUGCUGGAUUUGCCGUUGCUGGCUAUACAACUUUCACUGGCUACACACAAGGAGACAUAUUUGAGAACUACUGUAGAAAUGAUAACCUGGCAACAUUUGGUCGCUUCUGUUUUGGCAUCAGUAUAAUAACGACAUUCCCACUGGAGUGCUUUGUGACACGAGAAGUGGUAUCUAAUGUCAUUUGCAGUCGAGAUCUUUCAAAAACUGAACAUGCAGCCAUAACCAUGCUCAUAGUUGCAGUCUGCACAUCAAUAUCUUUGGCCUAUGACUGUCUAGGAGUUGUUUUGGAACUGAAUGGUGCUCUGAGUGCCACACCUCUGAUCUUCAUCAUCCCAUCCGCCUGCUUCCUGAAGCUUUCCUCUGGCCGCUGGUUCGAUGGUGAAAACUUGAUACCUGCGGUGUUAAUAAUAAUCGGCUUGUUCAUCAUGAUCACUGGUUUGAUCAUGACUGGCAUCUACCCACAGGGCUGUUCACAUGGAGUGGAGAUGUUCUACUGUGCAGAUGCCAAUGCCUCUAGCACUGUACCACCUGUAUGAAAAUAAUGUGUCAAAUAGUUAGAUGUCUUAAAAAAACCCCAACUUUUUUGUUUUCCCAAUGUUUACGGACACACUUUCCUCAAUUCUGUUAUAUGUUUAUUGGCUGUUAGGUUAUUGGUGCUUUGCCUUAUAUUUCAGACUGUAGGGUGGAAGAGGAAGGACCCUCCAUUAACAUGAUUUUACAUUUUAGAGCAAAAUCGGGUUAUAUAGGUUUUUCAAACUUUUGUCAUAAAAAGAAAAAAAAACUUUAAGGGAGAAUUUUUAAUGGUGGCUACAACCUACUGUAGGUGGCUGACUGUUGUUCUUGGGAAUACUCACGGAUGAGUCUGAUAUUAAGGUAUUCAAAUCCUUUUAGUUUUACUUUAUUCUAAUAAAUUAAUUUAAGUUAUCAUUAUUAUUAUGAUUAUUUUAGACUUUACAGACUUUUCGUGGUACUUGUGUUUAUUAUAUACACGGAAGGGAAAUUGUUGGCUUCCGCAUAUUCCCGCAUGAUGUCGCUGUAGACAAAUAAAGCGUUUAUUAAAAGGAAGUAAA